AAAAAUCAAUAUUUUAUAAAAUCAAAGGAAAAAACAAAAAAAUUCACAAAAUACUAUAGCAAAUUGAAAGAAAAAAAACACAAAGAAAACAUAUAAAGAUUAGUUUGUUUGGUGAAUAAUAAAUAUUAUUAUUUAAUUUACAAGGCCAUUGCAAAAAAGCGUUCAUAAACAGCAGAAAAAAAGUGUAAAAAUGUCUACAGCGGAAGCACCUCUGGUGCAAUUGGAAGAUGUUGAUCUUAUGAACCACUAUAGUGAUGAUGAUACAACCGAAAAAUCAACAGCAAACAAGCAACAAUUAACCACCGAAGUUGAGAUAAACACUAUUGGUCUCAACAAAAAGAAACGUAGAAAACCAAAGAAUAACAGACAACAGGAACAAAUGCUCUUAUCAUUAAAAGACGACGACGACGAUGAUGUCGACGACGACGCAGAUGAUGAUGAUGAUGAAGAAGAUAAUAAUGAAGUAGUGGGUGUUUCGAACAACAACAUUAACAUUGAUGCAGCAGUGCAACAAACUGUUUUAGCAUUUGAGGAACAUGAUUUUUUUGGCACCCACAACAAUCAGUUAUUAACAGAACCUACCUUUACACACAAUGGUCAUGUAAAUACACAAACAACAGCAACAACUACAAAUGGGAAACAACCUGCAAAUGUAGCGAUAGCAACUACCACGACUAGUACACCGACAAAAACAACGUCAUUGCUUUUAAAUACUCACGAUACUAGUUUAUUAACAUCUCAUUCACUGAGUAAUGGCGGUGGUAUUGGUGGUGUUGGGGGCAGUGGAUGCGACAACGAUGUGAAAACAAAUAUAGAUGAUAUUAUUGAAAGUAGCAGUAGUAGCAAUAAGACCUCAAACAGUCAACAGCAUUAUACUAGUAGUAAUUCUCCACGUUCAACCGCCGGUAAUAGUCAUACAAAUUCACCUGCGUCUAGACGUCAACAAAAUUACGCCACAGCCUCUUCUUCAGCAAACAAUCCACAUAUAACAGCAGCAGCAACAACAACAACAAGUUCGGUACCAAGAUUAUUUAGCAGUAACAUUUUACCAUCGCAUUUACGUCAGGAUUCGUAUCAUGAUGAUACUGAUGAAAUUUGUUUAGUUCCUGAAGUGGACUUUGAGUGUUCAAGUAUUAUGGAUCAUAGCGGAGAUAACAGGGAAUCCCAACCAUUGUUGGGUGGUGGUGGCGCUGGUGGCAGUGCGGGUAGUAGGGAUCAUUUUGAUAUGGCCUGUAAUACAUUUAUGGAUGAUCCCAGUUAAAUUGUGGCCCAAGUUGAGUCUGCCAUUGAGCAUGGUGUCAUGCCGGAGCGUAUUUAUCAAGGCAGCAGUGGUUCUUAUUUUGUAAAAAUUCUGCGGGGGUAAAAAAUCUUGGCUGUUUUUAAACCUAAAGAUGAAGAACCUUAUGGACGCCUUAAUCCUAAAUGGACCAAAUGGAUGCAUAAAUUAUGCUGUCCCUGUUGUUUUGGUAGAGCAUGUUUAAUACCAAAUCAAGGUUACCUCUCGGAAGCUGGCGCCAGUUUAGUCGAUCGUAAACUAAAUCUAAAUGUAGUGCCAAAAACACGAGUUGUACGUUUGGUAGCCGAAACAUUUAAUUAUGCACGUAUAGAUCGACAAAAGGCCAAGUUGAAGCGAAGGAUAAAGGAACAUUAUCCUUCAGCGAGAUUUAAUCGUAUGAGUUUGCCCUUAAAGACUGGUUCCUUUCAACUCUUUGUUGAAGGUUAUAAAGAUGCCGAUUUCUGGUUGAGACGAUUCGAACAGGAACCUCUAUCAGCCGGACUUAACAAAUCAUUUCAAUUGCAAUUUGAACGUUUGGUAGUUUUAGAUUACAUCAUACGCAACACAGAUCGUGGCAACGAUAAUUGGCUCAUCAAAUAUAGUCAACCGAAAAUAACGAAAAAAGUCAAUGGUACCGGUGGCAAAUCUCUGGCAUCCAGUCAAAAUGAUAUAAAAACUGAAAAUAUCAUCAAUACCACAGACACACUUGAUCAAGCGCAAAAUAAUAAUAUUGUCAAUCUUAAUAAGAACGAAAACGAUAAAUUAAUCGAUGUGGCAAUAUCGGUAGCUAGUUCGGGAUCACUGGCUGAAUCGAGCAGUAGUACCGGUAGCAGCUUGGGUGAUACCAAUCAGGCAGCAGCUGAUGGUCAUAGUCAAAAAUCAUUGGAUCGGCCUAAUGAUUGGAAUAUGGUAGAUGCGCCACAAAUACGAAUAGCUGCCAUUGAUAAUGGUCUGGCAUUCCCCUUUAAACAUCCCGACUCGUGGAGAGCCUAUCCCUAUCAUUGGGCCUGGUUGCCACAAGCUAAAGUGCCAUUUAGUGAGGAAAUAAAACAAUUAGUACUGCCACAAUUGUCUGAUAUGAAUUUCGUAGAAGAAAUGUGUACAGAUUUAUUUUAUUUAUUUCAACAAGACAAAGGAUUCGACAAAAGUCUCUUCGAGCGACAAAUGUCGGUGAUGAGGGGACAAAUAUUAAAUUUAACACAGGCCUUAAAAGAUGGCAAAUCACCGGUACAACUGGUACAAAUGCCUGCAGUUGUUAUUGAAAAAUCAAAGGCUUCUCGUGGCUUUUUCUCUUUUACUCAGCGCUUCCAAAAUAAAAGUCCUUUUUUCUCUUGGUGCUAACAUUUCUGUUACAAAACCAUCAAACGAAAAAUAUGUCUCCAUCUUGUUGGCUUUAUAUACAUAUAUACAACAUAUUAUAACUUUGAAAACAAAAAAUACUUGCGAUUUUUUUAUUAUAUAGUUUAUCGUGUUAAAAAGUCUUUGUUUAUUUUUUUUCUUAAGUUCCUUGUGUUAUAAUUUUAAAGUCUCAUGUGCAUAUACAUACAUACUCUAAUCUAAUCUACAUAUAAAUAUUCUUCUAUUUAGUUUUACUAUAAACAAAUCUCUAUCUAUUAUUUGUUAAACAAAAAAAUUAUAAUAUUUGGCCUUUUAUUUUAUUUAAUAUUUUGCUUAAAAUGUUAAAUAUUUUGUUUAUAUUUUCUACUAUAAUUAGGUAAAUUAAUUAAAAUAUAUACUAAAGAAUUUUUCGAACAUUUCAAUGACAGCUGCUGUUAUUUUAUAAGGUCUAGUUGUUGUGAAUGAUUCACGUUUCUAAUAAAUGAAAUAUGAAAAAUA
This is a messenger RNA of Lucilia sericata (common green bottle fly), 3112 nucleotides long. RefSeq lists its product as uncharacterized. Lineage: Eukaryota; Metazoa; Arthropoda; Insecta; Diptera; Calliphoridae. The record is from RefSeq and is a predicted model, not a curated record. Gene Ontology annotation, cellular component: endosome; trans-Golgi network; plasma membrane. Gene Ontology annotation, molecular function: 1-phosphatidylinositol 4-kinase activity. Gene Ontology annotation, biological process: endosome organization; phosphatidylinositol phosphate biosynthetic process; Golgi organization.